CACUUGCUUGACAGUAAUUUUCACGUGUUGUGUUUUCAUCAAAAAUGCAUGUUUAAAUUGAUUUUUUUGCGUAAUUUGUUUAAUAUUUAAUCCCAAAAUGACGUUAACACAAGACCAAGAAAUUGAUUUAUUCGUUGCCACAAAAAUCGGUUCAUUCAAGCACAUAAAGUAUCACUCAGAUGCUACAAAAAACAGUAAGAAGUGCAUAGAAAACCUCGUGGACAUCAAAACUCUUCAGAAGGAUGACGGCAUCACUUGCAUGGCGUGGGGGAAUGCUGAACAGACAGAAAUAUUAGUGGCUAAGCAGAAUCAACAGAUACAAGUAUACAACACACAAGAUGGCUUCACGAAGACUUACACCGCAGACUUCGGCACCGGACACGUUGUGGGCCUCGGACGGUACAAGCGGAAGCUCCUGGCCGCAGUAUCUGGAGGCGUCGUCAAGCUGUGGAGCAAGAAACAGGAGCAGGUCAUACAAGUCGGCAAGAUUGAUAAGAUGAGGAUGUGUCCUGAUGAUAAUACGUUGUUUGCUACAGGAGGCGAAGAAAACGACCUCAAAGUGUACCGACUAGGUGAGGCUGAGCCCACAUUCUGUGCCAAGAACCUGCCUCAUGACUGGUUACAACUCCGGAGGCCUGUGUGGGUGUCUGACCUGACAUUCCUGCCCAAUGAGGGCGGAAAUAUACUCGCCGUGUGCUCCAGGCAUGGAUACGUCAGGUUAUACGACACUCGCGCGCAACGAAGGCCGGUGUGUAACGUGGAAUUCACAAUGGCCGCUACUUGCAUGGCGCCCAGUUUUGACGAAAGGCAAGUCCUAGUGGGCUUCGGUCGCGGUCAACUGCACCAAGUGGACCUACGAAAGGGCAAACCUGAUAAAGGCUUUAAAGGAAGCGCGGGCGCCAUCACUGAUAUAACCACAGUAGCUGAUGGAAGACUCAUCGUUAGUACCAGUCUGGACAGGCAGCUUAGAGUGCAUCAGUAUGAAAGCAAGGAAUUAGUGUACAAGCAAUACCUAACCUCCAAGCUGACCUGCGUCCUAGCCCAGACUGAGACCACCACACCGCUCCGCUCCGUCAGAAGCGGAGCGGAGAACACUGAAGCGGAGGCGGUCGCGGUGGCGGUGGAAGACGAUAUGGACGAGUUGUUCGACAAUAUGGAGACUGUCAGUGAGAAGCCCCGCAAGACAUCAGAACCUGAACCUGAAGCGAAGCGAGCGAAGCCUUCCGAAGACGACGACGCCAUAUUCCAACUCCUGCGCAGCACGGAGAAGCAGAAGCGGAAGCGGGAUAAGAAGAAGAAAGAGAAGAAAGCUAAAAGCGUGUUCCAUAAUGCGUAGAAUAAAUCGAUAUAAAGUA
Ostrinia nubilalis (European corn borer) is the source of this 1355-nucleotide messenger RNA. Its product is annotated as WD repeat-containing protein 74. Bases 98 to 1336 code for a protein of 412 amino acids. Gene Ontology annotation, cellular component: preribosome, large subunit precursor; nucleolus. The transcript is spliced from 8 exons. Gene Ontology annotation, molecular function: protein binding. The record is from RefSeq and is a predicted model, not a curated record. Lineage: Eukaryota; Metazoa; Arthropoda; Insecta; Lepidoptera; Crambidae. Gene Ontology annotation, biological process: ribosomal large subunit biogenesis.